CUCGCAGAUUGUUGGGGCUGGGGAGAGCUGGACAAGCAUGGUCAAGCUUGGCUACAACCUCAAGAAGACAGCCAGCAUCUACCAGCAUUGCGAGAAGAAGCUCCGCAAGCUGACCAAAGAGUGGAUAAAGAUGGGGGGCAGCUUCAAGGUGCCCGAGAGCAUGCACGGGUCCGACGAGGACAGUGAUUCGGGCAGCGAAGACGACGACAACGACGAUCGAGGCUCCUCGGUAAGGGAGUUAUAACACCUAUAUCUACAUAGGCUGUGUGAAAGCAAGCUCUCUAUCUAGUACGUUGUUGAUAUAUAGAAAGGAAAGAGCAGCAACCUGUCCAAGAGCCGCAGCCUGGCGGAGAGGCUGGCAGACCUGGACAUGAGCAGCAGCUCUGGCGACAGGAUCGACAACGCCCGGCUGGACAUAAAGCAGCUGGACGCUCUAGGGAAUGACCAGCGGAUGGUCCUGGACACGAGGAAAGGGAUCCAAGAGGACUACGAGCUGUCAUCCCUGCGGAUAGGCCUCGAGUUCGGGAUCGGGGCCUUCAACCUCGUUGUCUCGCUCAUUCCCGCUUCGUUCCAAAAGGCCACGGAGGUGAUGGGCCUGCCGGGUGACAGGAACAAAGGCCUCAGGUUGUUGCAAAAGGCUGCCGCCACAAACCAUCCCAGAGCGCCGAUCUCCUUCGUCAUGCUACUGCAAUACCACACGGUUAUCAUGGGCCUCUUGCCAUAUGGAGACCAGCAUGGAAAGGAGGCCAAGCAGCUGCUGGACAAGGUGCAGGCCCAGUGGAAGAACGGGUCCAUCUUCAGGAUAAUGCUGUCCCGCUACGAGCGAUAUGAGGGAAUGCUUUCCAAGUCACUCGACACCCUCGUCCGAAACUCCAAGACGGAUCCCUACGACAUAAGCAACCGUGGCUGCAACCAGAGGCUGAGGAACUUUAUGAUAGACGAGCUGGGUUGGUGCUACCUUCUGCAAGGGGAAUUCGACAAGGCCGCGGAGCAAUUUGGCAAACUGUUCAAGGACACCGUGUGGUUCAAGCCAUUCUACGCCUGCCUGCAGGCGGCCUGCCUGUGGGAGGCCGGCGACAAGCAGCACGAGGCCGCAAGCAGCGUCCUCCGUGAGCUCCCGCAGCUUGUGGCGGGCAAGAAGCAGACGGGGCCGCUCGAGCAGUACGGCCUCCGGAUGGCUAACGAGUUUGUGGCCAGCAGCCAGGCUCCCCUCUUCCCAGCACUGGAGCUGGCAGCCGUGUACAAUGGGUUCCAACACAUGGACAAACCAUCGCUUGAGCGGCACAUGGACGCCAUUGAAGACGUUCAGAAGAAGCCACAGCAGAGUGGGGAGGGGACGUCCAAGGCUGGCGGCCAUGGCACGUUCGAAAUCCGGUGGAACAAUACAAGCAAGCUGCUGUGCAGGUUCUUGCUGGGCCACUGCCACAAGGCCCUGGGGGACAAGCACAAAGCGCAGGACUGCUUCCGCCACGUAGUGAAGAACUCUGAAAACGUUCCCGGCAACUUUGUUCCCUACAGCUGCUACGAGCUGGCUGCCCUGCUGCUGCAAGACGACAUCAACUCCCAGGAGGGGCUGAGCCUGCUGGACAAGGCGGUGGCGUUUCCCCCUCAUGAGUUCCAGCCCAGGCUCAAGUUCGUGGUGAGCGAGAUGACCAAAAUCUACCGGCCUCUUAACAAAUGAGAUGUGUAUCCCCGAGUGUGAUAUAAAGGCCAUGCGCCACGUGGCCGCUGGUGGUGCCCUA
Molecule: messenger RNA, 1742 nt
Organism: Selaginella moellendorffii
Lineage: Eukaryota; Viridiplantae; Streptophyta; Lycopodiopsida; Selaginellales; Selaginellaceae
Product: tetratricopeptide repeat protein 39C-like
Exons: 7
Coding region: 371-1681 (436 amino acids)
Molecular function (GO): protein binding
Source: RefSeq, a predicted model, not a curated record